AGCUGAGGAUGUGGCGAUUGGUGGGCGUGGCCUUUCUGUGCCAGUGUGUGAUUGGUCAGCUGCUGGAGGCCAAGGUGAGAGGAGCUCCACCUCGUCUGAUCUGCAGUGUUCCGGGGUUGCCGGGGACACCAGGUAAACCUGGCCCCAACGGGCCUCCAGGGGCCAACGGGAGCGUAGGAAUCCCAGGAAGAGACGGCAGAGACGGCAGGAAAGGAGAGAAAGGAGAGAAGGGUGGAGAAGGUACAGUACUGACCUUAUACAGUGAGGGAAAAAAUUAUUUGAUCCCCUGCUGAUUUUGUACGUUUGCCCACUGACAAAGAAAUUAUCAGUCUAUCAUUUUAAUGGUAGGUUUAUUUGAACAGUGAGAGACAGAAUAACAACAAAAAAAUCCAGAAAGACGCAUGUCAAAAAUGUUAUAAAUUGAUUUGCAUUUUAAGGAGGGAAAUAAGUAUUUGACCCCCUCUCAAUCAGAAAGAUUUCUGGCUCCCAGGUUUCUUUUAUACAGGUAACGAGCUGAGAUUAGGAGCACACUCUUAAAGGGAGUGCUCCUAAUCUCAGUUUGUUACCUGUAUAAAAUACACCUGUCCACAGAAGCAAUCAAUCAAUCAGAUUCCAAACUCUCCACCAUGGCCAAGACCAAAGAGCUCUCCAAGGAUGUCAGGGACAAGAUUACAGACCUACACAAGGCUGGAAUGGGCUACAAGACCAUUGCCAAGCAGCUUGGUGAGAAGGUGACAACAGUUGGUGCGAUUAUUCGCAAAUGGAAGAAACACAAAAUAACUGUCAAUCUCCCUCGACCUGGGGCUCCAUGCAAGAUCUCACCUCGUGGAGUUGCAAUGAUCAUGAGAACUUUGAGGAAUCAGCCCAGAACUACACGGGAGGAUCUUGUCAAUGAUCUCAAGGCAGCUGCGACCAUAGACACCAAGAAAACAAUUGGUAACACACUACGCCAUGAAGGACUCAAAUCCUGCAGCGCCCGCAAGGUCCACCUGCUCAAGAAAGCACAUAUACAGGGCCGUCUGAAGUUUGCCAAUGAACAUCUGAAUGAUUCAGAGGAGAACUGGGUGAAAGUGUUGUGGUCAGAUCAGACCAAAAUGGAGCUCUUUGGCAUCAACUCAACUCGCCGUGUUUGGAGGAGGAGGAAUGCUGCCUAUGACCCCAAGAACACCAUCCCCACCGUCAAACAUGGAGGUGGAAACAUUAUGCUUUGGGGGUGUUUUUCUGCUAAGGGGACAGGACAACUUCACCGCAUCAAAGGGACGAUGGACGGGGCCAUGUACCGUCAAAUCUUGGGUGAGAACCUCCUUCCCUCAGCCAGGGAAUUGAAAAUGGGUCGUGGAUGGGUAUUCCAGCAUGACAAUGACCCAAAACACACGGCCAAGGCAACAAAGGAGUGGCUCAAGAAGAAGCACAUUAAGGUCCUGGAGUGGCCUAGCCAGUCUCCAGACCUUAAUCCCAUAGAAAAUCUGUGGAGGGAGCUGAAGGUUCGAGUUGCCAAACGUCAGCCUCGAAACCUUAAUGAUUUGGAGAAGAUCUGCAAAGAGGAGUGGAACAAAAUCCCUCCUGAGAUGUGUGCAAACCUGGUGGCCAACUACAAGAAACGUCUGACCUCUGUGAUUGCCAACAAGGGUUUUGCCACCAAGUACUAAGUCACGUUUUGCAGAGGGGUCAAGUACUUAUUUCCCUCAUUAAAAUGCAAAUCAAUUCAUAACAUUUUUGACAUGCGUUUUUCUGGAUUCUUGUUGUUGUUAUUCUGUCUCUCACUGUUCAAAUAAACCUACCAUUAAAAUUAUAGACUGAUCAUGACUUUGUCAGUGGGCAAACGUACAAAAUCAGCAGGGGAUCAAAUACUUUUUUCCCCCACUGUAUAACUCCAUAAAACAUACCCACAGUCAGAGGCGUCAUGCCCAUAGGGAGCACUGGGGCACGUACCCCCUCAGAUUUGUCCUGUUAAAAAAUAAAUCAUAAUAAUUGUUUAAAAAUAUAUAUUUUUUCUCUGUAAUCAAUCAAGUUAGAGUAGCUAGCUUGUCUGACUACUGUAUCUUAGCUGGCAUGCCUGCUGGUAAGGUUAGUAGACUUUAGAAAAGCAAGCAAUUACUAAAUGUACUGAAUAAGACACACAUUCCUUUCAAUAUUUUACCCAGAUUUGAUGCAGAUGCAGGGAAGCUUAUUUCGUUUCUUUUAAAAAAGUACCACCAGUCAAGCAGUCAAGAGAACUGCUUAGAUAUGAAGAAAAAUAAACAUAUUCUUUACAUGAAAAAUGCAAAAUUCUCAAACUCACGGACAGCGGGCCUACCCCCCCUCCAGAUCACCCCCAAGCCAUCCUCACGUACUUUGUGGCCACUCAGAUUUUUGCGGUAGAUGACGCCCCUGCACACAGUUCAAAUAUUGACUCCUACUGUAUAUUUAUUUAUUGCCAUGGCCUUUUGGCAGUAAGUAAAUAUAUCAACAUUAAAACGAUUGAAUCGAAACACACGUUUACACUACCAAAAAUACAUUUCAAUCCUUUUUAAUUAUCCUAACCCAGGCAUUUCACAAUCUGAAUCUGCCAAUGGUUUUGCUCUCAGGACAUUAAAGAGGCUGCAGUGAUUGAUGUGGAAGACAUAUGGGACCCUCCAGUGAUCUCUGAAAUUGUGUUUAUCAAUCAUGGUCAAACUACAUCAGCUACAAAGCCAUAUUUCACCUGGGAGACCAUGAGCCAGACAGAUAAAGUUACGUGAUGUGUGGUUUAAAUCAAAACUACCUCUACCAGUUUUUGUUUUUUUAAAGCAACGUGGCUUUAAGAUAAACCUUGCAUUAGUAUCAGAUCCAAUACAUACUAUAUCAAUGACCUGUAAAUGUCAGGCUCACAGUACCUGCAUUCUGCAUGAUGUUCUUUUACAGAUUUACAGAUUUAAAAGGAACCUAGGCACGCAAAUACCACACAGACUCUUUCACACACACACAUCAGAAUAGCACACAUUUUUGCACACAUUCAGUACAUGCAUACACAUGCAUCCUGUCCAUUCUUUCCUAGCUCCAAUAAAAUUAUUCUGUGAUGGUUUGGUUUAAUACAAUCACAGAUUUCACUACACUGUACAACAGUCAGUGCAGCAGUCAAACAUAGAUUGUGGCUGGACUCCAAGGGCGACAUAAUAACCGAGGAUGGCUGUGAGGCACUGAGCCUAUUCACUAAUCCUUAAAUAGUGGGGUUUUACAUGCGCAGGGAAUCAGCUUACUCAUAUUACAAGUAAUCCAACCAUGCUGAUCAAAUGUGAUAAUAACUGUUCAAGUAUGUGUCAAUGGCAGUACACAGCUGGAGUUACAGUCAGUCAGAACACCAACUGUCUCCAUUUCAGGGGUAAAGGGGAAAGUCGGCCCAACGGGUAAACUUGGCCAGCGGGGUGACCGGGGUCCUGGUGGGAAGAGAGGUCCUGGUGGAGCGAGCGGGGGCGGGGGCCUACCGGGUCCUCCAGGGCCCCUUGGGGAGAAAGGGAACAAGGGCCAGCGAGGACCAAGGGGGACGGCAGGAGUCUGCCGGUGUGGCAGCCUGGUGCCUAAAGCAGCCUUCUCUGUGGGAAUCACCAGCAGUUACCCUGCUGAGAAGGAACCUAUCAAGUUCAACAAGGUCCUCUUCAAUGAGGGGGGCCACUACAACCCAGAGACAGGAAAGUUCAUCUGUGCCUACCCAGGUAUCUACUACUUCUCUUAUGACAUCACACUGGCCAACAAGCAUCUGGCCAUCGGGCUGGUGCAGAACGGGCAGUACCGCAUCAAGACGUUUGACGCCAACACAGGAAACCAUGACGUGGCCUCCGGGUCCUUAGUAAUGUUCCUGAACCCAGAAGACGAGGUGUGGCUGGAGAUCUUCUUCAAGGACCAGAAUGGCCUGUUUGCGGACGCAGGGUGGUCUGACAGCCUGUUCUCUGGAUUCCUGCUCUAUGCAGACACCAACUACCUGGACUCACUAGCAGAGGACUACGCA
Molecule: messenger RNA, 3964 nt
Organism: Coregonus sp. 'balchen'
Lineage: Eukaryota; Metazoa; Chordata; Actinopteri; Salmoniformes; Salmonidae
Source: the annotation of a GenBank genome assembly